Oncorhynchus kisutch (coho salmon) is the source of this 3286-nucleotide messenger RNA. RefSeq names its product C-X-C chemokine receptor type 3-2. NCBI's taxonomy places the organism in Eukaryota, Metazoa, Chordata, Actinopteri, Salmoniformes, Salmonidae. Gene Ontology annotation, molecular function: C-C chemokine receptor activity; C-C chemokine binding. Bases 276 to 1424 code for a protein of 382 amino acids. Gene Ontology annotation, cellular component: membrane; external side of plasma membrane. Gene Ontology annotation, biological process: positive regulation of cytosolic calcium ion concentration; calcium-mediated signaling; immune response. The transcript is spliced from 3 exons. The record is from RefSeq and is a predicted model, not a curated record.
GUGACCUGAAACAGAGGUACAUCUUCUUCCUCACCUAACUGCAAGUGAUAUCAAACUUGCUCAAUCUCCUCAGGGGGUCCACGUCCCCAACACGUCAACACUCCGACAGUGAGCAGAGUGGCAAAUGAAGAGAGGAACGCGGGUGAGACUACGAGAAGAGUGUCCUGAGUCUGUGAAGGUGUUUCAAAUGAAGAGAGGAACGCGGGUGAGACUACGAGAAGAGUGUCCUGAGUCUGUGAAGGUGUUUCAGGUGUUCCGCUGUUUCGUUGGUAACAAUGGAUCACGUCAAGGCAACCACAGAUUACUAUAUUUAUGAAGACAACUACAGCUUUUCACCAGAAACAGGCAGUAGCCAAUCCAGUGGCGUGCCCUGCAACCAGGAUGGCAUCAUGGACUUCACCCGGAGCUACGCCCCAGUGGUCUACAGCCUGGUGUUUGUGCUGGCGCUGGUGGGUAACAUCCUGGUGCUGUGUGUGCUGAUGCGCUACCGCACCUCUCAGACAGGCGGGGCCUGCUCCUUCUCCCUCACCGACACCUUCCUGCUCCACCUGGCCGUGUCCGACCUCCUGCUGGCCCUCACGCUGCCCCUGUUCGCCGUCCAGUGGUCCCACCUGUGGCUGUUCGGUGUGGCCGCCUGCAAGAUUUCCGGAGCCCUGUUCUCUCUGAACCGCUACAGCGGCAUCCUGUUCCUGGCCUGCAUCAGCUUCGACCGCUACCUAGCCAUCGUCCACGCUGUCAGCACCGGCUGGAAACGCAACACCUGCCAUGCCCAGAUUGCCUGUGCCCUCAUCUGGACAGUGUGCUUUGGCCUGAGUGGGGUGGACAUCGCCUUUAGACAGGUGGUGGAGGUUGAAGUGGGGCGCUCGGGGGAUCAUCAGGGCCUGCUGGUGUGCCAGACGGUGUUCCCCCACAGCUCAGUGCAGUGGCGGGUGGGGAUGCCGCUAGUCAACUUGGUGCUGGGUUUUGGGCUGCCCCUGCUGGUCAUGCUCUACUGCUACAUCCGUAUCUUCCGCUCCCUUUGCAACGCCUCGCGCCGCCAGAAGAGGAAGUCCCUUCACCUCAUCGUCUCCCUGGUGUCUAUGUUUGUGCUCUGCUGGGCGCCCUACAACUCCUUCCAAUUGGCCGAAAGCCUGAAGAAGCUGGGCGUGAUUAGUGGAGGCUGCCAGUUUGGCCGCACGGUGGACAUCGGGAUCCUGGUGUCUGAGAGCAUGGGCCUGUCACACUGUGCCCUGAACCCGCUGCUGUACGGCUUUGUGGGGGUGAAGUUUAGGAGGGAGCUGACCAGAAUGUGUAAGGGGCUGCUGGGACAGAGGUUCUAUCCAGGGAUGAACAGAUGGGGAGGACAGAGGAAAACACGGAGGACCACUGGGUCCUUCAGUUCAGUAGAGAGCGAGAACACCUCCCACUUCUCUGUCAUGGCGUGAGCCAGCCACGUGCACAGAGAGGGGUCUACCUGUACCCGAGCACCUUUUUGUUGUCGUUCUGAACCCACAAGUCAUCGUAAAGUCGUCAAGUUCACCACCCCCAACCACCCAUCCCAUUGGUCUGCCCUGUACAGAGCUUGUGUGUGCCUGGUAUCCAAACAUGCACGGCUUGGGAUGCAGUCACCGGUCGAGUCUGUGUAGCAAGCUACCUAGUUUAAAUAUCAACAGUACUGCCACAGCAGCAUAACAUUUGAUCUACAUCAUCAUCAAUAUUUUGUUUGGUCUACAUAGGCUACGCGCAACAGAGAGGCAGAAGACAGAGAGGAGCAGCUGCAUUCAAGCUGUACGACCCUCUGACCCAACUCCAUCCCAUCAUCAGUCGGGUGUUGCACAUGUGUGUCAGGGCAGCAGCAACACAGGUAGUCUGGACUUUAGCUAACCACCAUAUACUAAAAUAUCCACACAGGCCACCAGCCAGCCAUAUACCGUAGCAUGAGUUAGAAGAGUAUGAAUAUUAUAGUAUAUAAUGAAGUUAUUAUUUAAGAGCAUUGAAGAGAAAUCACAAAAAAUGCUAGUUAACUAUCAGGUUUACAUCAAUCAUCAACACAAUGAUCAGCUGAUAGCCUAUCGUCUUUACCCAAUGUCAAUCAUGUGUUUAGGAGGCACUGUAACUAGCGUGCUUACAAUUUUUGAUGAGUGAGUGUGUUGUUGCAGAAAUAAAUAGGUUUAUGUUUUUUUUAUCUCUACAAAGGCAGGUAGUAUGUUAUGAAUUUAGAGAUGUACUUUUUUUUAAGGUGGUUGUCACUAGUUAUCACAGCCAAAAAGGCAAAAUUGGCUCUAAUGUAAAAAAUUAUGAAAACAAAAAAUUACUUUUUGUUCUUAAUUUAAGGUUAGGGUUAGGCAUAAGGUUAAAAGUGUGGUUAGGGGUAAGGUUAGGUUUUAAAUCAGAUUUGAAGAAGAGAGAGAGGGAGAGGGGAAUGUGGAGACUGACAGAAAAAGAGAGAGGAAGAGAGAAUACAAGACAAAAGGGGGACAGGGAGUCAUGAAAAGAGGGAACCGAAAUUGGAAUGAUUGUGAAAAUGACAAAAUGGGGAAGAAAUACAGAUGUGCGCAUUGUGUCAAAGUGAGGAAAAAACAUAUGCUAUUUUGUUGUGAUUCGUUCCUCUGGUGCUUCCUGAUAGUUGCCUAGCUCAAAAUUAUGGUGCUUUUAAAGACCACACCUACUCAGGACGGGGAAUUUUUCAUAUAGUAGCCUACUUUCGCUAUCUUCUUGUAAAUACAAUUUUGGGGUCAUUUUUGUUCAUGAGAUUCUACAGUCCAUCCAAUCGCAUAGCCUACCAUGUUAACCCCAUCUGCCUCUAGUGUUUGGCUUUAUGAUAAAUUGAUGACUAUAAUUUCAAGGAACUGCUAAAUAGAUUUUUUUUAAAUGUUUGAUACCCUCUCCCUCAAAGGGCCAAGUCAUCACUAUAUGUGUUACUCAUAUAUUGCCCUGUAGUUUUGAAGGCAGCAAAUACUUAUACAUUUCUUAUACUUAUACAUUUCAUUCCACGCAGCAAUAAUUUUUUCUUUGGUUGAUUGCUUUCCUUUUGUCACUUGCUGAAGAGGGGAAACAAAGGUGUUAAGUCAUGACAGACAUGCAGCUUUACCUAUGGCAAAUGUCCACGUGUCCUUUGGUACCAGACUGUUGUUCAACAUUUGCUAAUUUACCUAUUUAGAUUAGAUUGUUAUCAAUCAGUCAGCACAACAGAUAUGUACAUAGGAUUGUAUGCAUGUAUUUCUAUGUUGUAGAAAUUUGAGGAAGUAGAAUAAAACAUUGGGGGAAAUGUCAUUUUCAUAUCAAUAAAUAAAUGAUAUGCAAAUAU